This is a messenger RNA of Pseudo-nitzschia multistriata, 3090 nucleotides long. The record is from the annotation of a GenBank genome assembly. NCBI's taxonomy places the organism in Eukaryota, Bacillariophyta, Bacillariophyceae, Bacillariales, Bacillariaceae.
CUCACCUUGGAAUACGUUUCUUCCAGCACGCCCUGGCUGUACCUCCGCAGUAUCGUAAACAUCGAAUUCUGGAGACAUAGUACCAGCAACACCAUGAGCCGAGUGCUGUUCAURUACCCGGAGGCCCUCGACCAGAAGGUCAUGUUGUUUGUGGGGGCAGUGACCGUUACGACACUGCCAGUGAGCAGGGGGAGGGCGGCCUGUCUUUCCCCCGCGGCUUCGUCGUUGUCCGACCGCUCCGUGUUGGUGUUGCUGUCUUCUACGUCGCACUCCGGUAUCGCUUGCUGCUGUAACAAGGAUGAAUUUGACUUUCGGAUCAUGGUACGUUUGAUGCCAUCUCCCUCUGGUCCUCUAAGUACUCGCUCGCAUACAGCUUCUUGGUUGAGACUUCAGAACCCAGAAUACCGUAGAGAGCCAGAAAUCAUACGAGUACGAGUAGUAAUGAUUCGAUAUGGUACGGUUCGUACGACCCAACUGAAGCCAAAAAUAUUAGAUGACCUUCUGACUUCUGACAUACCGGUACACGAGUUAGGGUGCGAAAUAAGACAUGACAGCUUUUUAACGGUAGGGAUUCUACAGGACUCUACGUGUGGAACAAUAGUCUUAUUUUACACCCGGAACAUAAAGCUGUCACUUAGUAAAAACUGGCGCGUUUUAUUUACUCAUAACCUGUUAGAAAUGGAUAGUCUUAUUUCGCACCCAAACUCGUACUGCGGAGGUACUACGGUACUAAAAAAUUUCUUCCUCGGUCUGUACGUACGUACCGUACUGUACCUGGUACCGUACAAGUGAAAAGGUACGAGUACUCGUACGAUUUCCUUGGAACACUCAUAUCAUACAAGUAGUGGCAGUUGUAGGGUACGUACGUAGGAACCUUCUACCUUCGCUUCGCUAGUGUGAUCUAGAAUCUAGAAUACACAUGCUGUCUGCCCAUCGUCCGUUACCGUGUUUCCGGGGAACCCAGGCAGUCGAUUGCGGAUAGCAAGCGAUCACACGUACGAAGUGCAGAACCUAGGAUACGAAAACGUACUUUGCUAAUCAAUAAUAAUAAUAAAUGGGGGUUUGGCAGAGUAAUAGUCUACAAUCAUUUCACGGUGUCUUCUACACGAGCGGUUGGCCUAUGGCGAAACAGUGUCCCGCUAUUAGAACGGAACGGAAGUUGGACCGACACCAUCUCUUUCAAAAGCAAGUGUUGGGGGAGGAUCCCCGCCAUCGCUGCAUUUACUCCACCCAGUCGAUGGGGGAAGGAUUUCACACUCUGCUGCUACAGAAGCAGAGUAAAAGUCAGUGUCCUGAACAGUUCCCGGCUCCCGAUCACGGGGAACAAUAGAAAUGUACCAAUGAAAAGUCUCAUUGCUCACUUUGCACUUGAAAAUCGAAAAUUUGCAAUCUCGAUCCUUACAAACCCUACUGUAUUUUUCCACUCCCUGGCAAUGCCCAUCUCUUUCAUAAACUCCAUUCACGGCAGCAUGACCAGCAUCUGAAACCUUAAUCUUGGAUACAUCGUUUGUCUCAGGAACGUCCUCGUAACGGGAUUCUUCAUCAUCGUCCUCCGACUCAUGAAAACCCGUUGCGAUAUCGGAAUCGGACUGGUGAUUGUGGUCCAUAUGCGGUCCAACUUCAUCAUUAUCUCUUCUACCUGAAUAGUCACCCCUAGACUGCCCAUGCCCAGCAUGCUGGGCUGUUUCGAAGAGAUCUGACUCCAUUUGUGCCCAUGCAUCACGAUUAUCCUCCAUCCAAUCGUAAACAGAUUGAAUAUUCAUCAUUUCCUUCAAAAACCCAGUAUAACGCUCGUAGGCGUCAAGUAUUUUGUUAGGAUCAUAAGAACCAGAAGUUUCCAUUUCGCGAAAACCAAUUGAGGCAGUAAUUAAACCAAGAGGAUGGUUAUCGGCGGUGUUUAGAACUCGGGUACACUGCAUUAUAUAACCGAUUCGCUCCUUCUGAUAGUCAUCGGGGAUCGAUGCAAGAGUACUCAAGAUUGCGAGCGCAACCCUAGUAGUAUCAGCACCUUGCCAGCCAUGCGGUGCCGUAUAAAUGGCUCGAAGAGUGUUGUAAAUCAAAUUCUCCGACCCAUUUUUAUAUCUAUAGAAGGCUGCUGCUACGACGUAUUCGGCCAAUUGCUCGCUCAUAUUAGCAUUUAAGGGACAGUAAAACUCGAAAGCACUCAAUCCAAAAUCAGCUAAUUUUCCAACCGUAGGUUUGUUGUUACGGAAGUGAUCAGCCACGUCACGUGCGAUGCUCUCACACCUUUUCAAUGUAUCUUCCCUACCCUCGAUUGUAAUGAAACGUAGCUCGCUACUUCUUCGUGUCAGAUCAGCCCUGAAGCCGUGUAAAGACAGAUCAUUGCGAACCUAAGAAACAGAAAGUGAGAUGUUUAACAAGUAAUAAGAAAGAACCGUGAAGCAUGCAUCUUCUUUCUACUCACCCUUCCAUCCUCCCGCUGUGCAGUCUCUUUAUAAUAGUCAAGAAAUCCUGUCAAAUUAAGGUAGUUCAUCCCUUUCGAGACAUUCCCUCCGUACGAUGAAGCAUUGUACUUCGCUAUGACGUCGAUAAUUCUCUGCGACGCAAUAUUGUCGUGGCCGCAUCUAUGAAGAUACUCUCGGAUAUCUCGUUGCCCCAUGCCUUGAACAGAUCCAGAACAAGAUUCUUCGAACACUUUCGUCAAGGCUGCCUGAGCCUCGGUAGAGAGAACAAAUCCUCUCUUCCGGCCUCUUUGGUCGUGUUUCUCUAAUAAGAGUGGUGCUUGAUAAAGAUGGGAAAUGCCCAUUAGUUGUCCCAAGGUUUCAAACAACGAGAUUGGAGCGAAGUUCAUCAUCCCAGAGUUACCCCUGUAGUUUAAAUCUGGUGGAUUCAUCACUUGGUUUCCGUUCAUAUAAUGUGAGUGCUCUGCCUUCGAAUCGUACUCCGCACUUUCCAACGAAAGCGAAGCCCCAGGGAACGCUGAUACCAAAGCGGGUGGAGAUUUUUGGCGAUUAAUGAAGCAAAUCAAGCGUGCUGGAAUCAAGCAACCAAUUAUUGCUUCUCGUAAUAGUAAUCCCCCACGUUUAGGAUCAGUAAAUGAAAGCUCCCGAAUAAAGGUAAAAAUUUCUU